Molecule: messenger RNA, 4499 nt
Organism: Epinephelus moara (kelp grouper)
Lineage: Eukaryota; Metazoa; Chordata; Actinopteri; Perciformes; Serranidae
Gene: tbck
Product: TBC1 domain containing kinase
Exons: 26
Coding region: 136-2871 (911 amino acids)
Biological process (GO): protein phosphorylation
Molecular function (GO): ATP binding; protein kinase activity
Source: RefSeq, a predicted model, not a curated record
CUGUUCCCAUCACAUUGCAGAGGCAGGAAACGAAUUCAUUUAAAACAUAUAUUGUCAAUAAUUUCAAAUACCUUUUGUCGGCAUGGCCAUACAGCCUGUUCAUUAAGCGUGAGUAGACACAUUUUUUCGGAUGUAAUGCACAUUACAUUAUUGUUUUCCUACCCAGGCUCCUUCCCAUCAUCAGUGCUUAAAGCCAGUGCCAAGAUGAGGCCCCUCAAAGACGCCCAGCUGGGGGCCUUCACCUUUUUCGCUUCAGCUCUCCCUCAUGAUGUCUGUGGGAGCAACGGCCUCCCUCUCACCCCCAACUCUAUCAAAAUCCUGGGACGUUUCCAGAUCCUCAAAACCGUCACUCACCCCAGACUCUGCCAGUAUGUGGACAUCUCCAGAGGGAAACAUGAGCGGCUGAUUGUUGUCGCUGAACACUAUGAAAGCGGUUUAAGUGAUUUCCAAAAACAGGGGAAAACAGUCAGCCCAGAGAAGGUGCUGCAGAUCGCCUAUGAGGUCCUUGAAGGUCUGGAGUUUAUGAACAAACACGGUAUGGUGCACAGAGCCCUCAGCGCACACAAUGUGCUCAUGGACUGCAAGGGGAACGUCAAGCUGGCAAAGUUUGGCCUUUAUCACAUGACUGAUCAUGGGGCCGAUGUAGAUUUUCCCAUUGGGUACCCGUCGUACCUCGCUCCGGAGGUGAUCGCUCAGGGCUCCUUCCAUCCCAGUGACUCUUCCCAUGAUGAAGCUCCUCUGCCAUCAGGACCCAAGACUGACGUCUGGUCUCUUGGGGUUUUGCUCUUUGAAUUAUGCGUGGGAAGACGACUGCUGCAGAAUAUUGAUAUAAGUGAGAGAUUGAAGUUCAUUCUAACCUUGGGUUGCAUGGACGACAUUGUCACCGUCCUUGCCGAGGAGCACGGCUGCCUGGAUACCAUUAAGGAGCUGCCUGAGAAUGUUCUGGAGUUAUUAAGGAAAUGCUUGACAUUUCUUCCAUCCAAAAGGCCGACCCCUGUCGAGCUGCUGGGAGACUCUGUGUUCAGUGGCAUCUCCUGCCUCUAUACGCCCUUCCAGAAGCCCGUUAGUCUGUUCUCUUCUUCUCUGCGCUGUGCACAUCUAGAGCUCCCAGAAGACAUCAGUGACCUUUGCAAAGACGAUGAUGACGACUACCUGUCGGAGCGGGCCAUAGAUGAGGUGUACCAUCUGUGGUGCCUGGCGGGGGGAGACCUGGAGAAGGAGCUGACCAACAAGGAGAUCAUACUGUCCAAACCUCCAAUCUGCACACUGCCAAAUUUUGUCCUGGAAGACGGGGAGUCAUUUGGCCAGGGAAGAGAUCGGAGUUUCUUGCUUGACGACACAACAGUGACGCUGUCUCUGUGCCAACUCAGAAAUAGGCUGAAGGAUGUCGCAGGAGAAGCCUAUUACCCUCUACUGGAAGACGAACAGUCAAGUUUGCCCCAGUCCAACAGCAGCAAUGAGCUGUCGGCCACCGUCACGCUCCCACUCAUCAUCCGCGAGAGAGACACCGAAUACCAACUCAUCCGCAUCAUCCUCUUUGACAGGCUGCUCAAGGCCUAUCCUUACAAGAAGAACCUCGUAUGGAAAGAGGCCAGAGUGGAUAUUCCUCCUCUUGUUCGAGGCCUGGCGUGGGCAGCACUGCUGGGCAUUGAGGGAGACAUUCAAGCCAAGUAUGAGAGCAUAGACAAGGAUACUCCCAUACCAACUGACAGACAGAUUGAGGUUGACAUCCCACGCUGCCACCAGUACGAUGAGCUGCUGUCGUCUCCUCAGGGCCACAUCAAGUUCAGGCGUGUGCUGAAAGCCUGGGUGGUCUCCCACCCCGACCUGGUCUACUGGCAGGGUUUGGAUUCACUUUGUGCCCCGUUCCUGUACUUGAAUUUCAAUAAUGAAGCCCUGGCUUAUGCCUGCAUGUCUGCCUUCAUCCCCAAGUACCUGUACAACUUUUUUCUGAAGGACAACUCUCAUGUCAUUCAAGAGUACUUGACCGUCUUCUCCCAAAUGAUUGCCUUCCAUGACCCAGAGCUAAGCAACCAUCUAAAUGAGAUUGGCUUCAUCCCAGACCUUUAUGCUAUUCCAUGGUUCCUGACUAUGUUUACACAUGUGUUCCCGCUGCACAAGAUCUUCCACCUGUGGGACACACUGCUGCUGGGUAACUCCUCUUUCCCGUUCUGUAUCGGCGUGGCCAUAUUGCAGCAGCUCAGGGACCGUCUCCUGGCCAACGGCUUCAAUGAGUGCAUCCUGCUCUUUUCUGACCUGCCAGAAAUUGACAUUGAACGCUGUGUUCGUGAAUCCAUCAACCUCUUCUGCUGGACUCCAAAGAGCGCUACAUACCGGCAACAUGCUCAGCCGCCAAAAGCCGCCGGCGACAAUGGCUUCAGUAAAACAACAACAUACUACUCGUCUGACUACCAGGACAUGCCCAAGACAGACCUGUCUCGGGAGCCUCUGGCGCUGUGUGACCUGAAAGCAGAAGUCUCCCCGAGGAUCUCGGCCGAGGACUUAAUCGACCUCUGCGAGCUGUCAGUGGCAGGGCCCACCAAAAGGACCAGAGCCGGCAAGCCCAAAAUCGUUGCUGUCGACAUCCGCAGUGUGGAGGACUUCAGCAGAGGCCAUAUUUCUGGCAGCAUCAACAUUCCCUUCAGCACGGCGUUCGGCCCUGACGGUGAGCUGGUGCAGUGUCCUACGACGGGAGUCCUCCAGAACUACAAAGGACGCGUCAUUGUGGUCAUUAGCCAUGUCAUGAAAAGUGCUGCCAUGUUUGCAGCACACCUAGCCAAGGUAAAUUUCCCACGGGUUUGUAUCCUGGAUGGAGGGAUCAACAAGCUGAAGCCCACUGGACUCCUGACCGUCCCCUCCCCUCAGAUCUGACCCCAGACCUCAGCUUCACGUGAACAAAAAGGACAAGUGGAAAGACUGUUGAAUAGGUUUUUGAGCUGAUAUUACAGCAAAGAACAAAUUCAGACUUUUUUUAUACAUUCUUUUUUUAAACUGUGGUGCAAAAUGCAUUUAAAUAAUUAACCCAGUUUGAGUGAAAUAUCCUUUUAAAAUUAUUUUUUAUUAUUUUCUGUCUCACAACAAGAAUGAUUUUUUUUUUUUUCUGGAACAACUUCUAAAGUGUUGUAGUGGCUUUGCACUGAUAAAUUCAGCUGUUUGUGACCAAUAUAAAUAUCUUAAUGUGUGUCAACCGGUCUGUUCUGAGCCAUGUGAUCUAGAUAAUUAUUUUGUACACUAAGUGGCCACUUUAUUAGGUACACCUGUACAAUUUAAUGCAAUCCAAUACACCUGUUCUGCCAUAAAAUGUUCUUUUAAUAUGUCUGUAAUAACAGUGAGAGAGGUGAUCUAUGUAUGUUAUAUGUUCUAGCAUGGACUAGGUCAUGGUUAGUGUUGGUGUAGCUGACUGCAUUAUAUUCAGAGGUGUUUCUAGUGUUCUGUCCCCCUGAUGUAUGUAAAUAUGGAGGACAAAUAGUUAUAAACAUCACUAGUUUACUUUGCCAUCCUUAACUAUGACACUAGGGCAUCAGUAACAAUCAUAGAAUUGAUAUACACUCUCAUAUCUGACCAAGCAGUUUGAUUGGACAAGAGGCUUGCAUGAGUGCUGAUGUAGAUUAUAACAGCACUGGGAUGUUUAACUAUGCAUGCAUCACUCUGCUUUACAGGUGUUGCAAACCAAUAAUUGCGUUAACCAUCAGGGUCGUUGAAACAAAUUUUGUACCGCAAGGAGAAAGACAUUUUCAUGUAUAAUGUGAAUUAAAUACUGAAUAGUCAUCAGGAAAGGACAGAGGGAGGGAAAGAGGCCUCAUAACAUAACUCAUAACAUAACCUACAGAUACAUGAUGCAAAGUAGCUGGCCUGUGGUAAUGUGUAGACCUACACAAAGUAGCAAUCUAUCAUGCAAGAAACUGAAUGUGUUGCUUGGCAAGAGUCCAGUUCCAGUCCAGUUGCAGAACUAUUUCUGCUGGUGCAGGCAAAUACAUUUUUAAAUAAACAAAGAAAUCAUAAUUUGUUGUUGGUUUUUACCGUUACCUUAUAUAGGGCACUUGUAGCACACACUCAAGGUCAUGGUGUUGUACCUAAUAUCAGCACGGUUUUGAGGCUUCAGGCUGUACUUGGUAAAUGUAGAUACAUUUAUAGCAGAGCUGUUGUGUUAACUUGCAACUGAUUGCAGGCGUACCUCAUGAAGAUGCCACUUAGCUUAUGUUUGUGCUGAAAAACAAAAAUGAUACCACAUUAAUUUGUGCAUUUUGUGAUUUCAUACAUAGUAUUUGCAUUAACCUUGUUUACCUGUCACUGAAUUGUCUACCGUACUGUAUGUUCUGUUGUAUGUAAUUGCUAUGCCAUUGACAUUGGUAUCAUGUUACAGUUGUUUUUAAUAAAACAUUCUGAUAAGUCUGGAUAAACUGUGUAAGUGAAGGCCUUGUUUUUUGUUUUCUAAUAUUUUUAGUUCACUGUAAUGAUCUCUCAUUUAAUGUUGAAUAAAGCUGCCUGUGGUUUUGCAG